This is a messenger RNA of Coregonus sp. 'balchen', 18663 nucleotides long. The record is from the annotation of a GenBank genome assembly. NCBI's taxonomy places the organism in Eukaryota, Metazoa, Chordata, Actinopteri, Salmoniformes, Salmonidae.
UUGAACAUACAUUUCUCUGAUUGUACAAGGACACUUACUCAACCAGUGAAAAAGCAUAUGGUUGAGUGAUGGAGGUGGCCUAUGUUUGUGAGUGGGAGAAGAGACCCAAGAGCAACCACUAUCCUUCCAUCCCACUGGUGUGUGCCUGGUCCUGCAGGAACCUCGUUGCCUUCACCACAGACCAAAAAAUUGAGGAAGACGAGAAAGGUACACAAAUGUGCUUGGUACUGAUCUUGUGACCGUUUUGAUGUUGUGUGUUGCAAGAGCACAGUAGGAAUGUGAAAUCGAACAAAUCGCAUUGCCAGUAUCAGGUUUUCAUAUGUAACUCAAUGUAAUUCAUUUUGCAUAUGUAACUCAAUGCCUCGUGACUUCAUUAGCAGAACAUGCACUGCAGUAAUCACAGUGAUUUGCUUUAUUUCAGAAGUCAGUCAUAUGGUCCACAUCAUUGACACAGAGCACCCAUGGGAUGUGUACUCCAUUAACUCUGGACAUGGCGAGGUCAUAUCCUGUCUGGAGUGGGACCAAUCAGGUGGGUCAACAUAGUAGCAAUACCAAAACCACCACCCUUAAAGGUACAACUGCCCUAUCAGUCCAGAUAUACUGAUGUGGAACUCAAUACAAUGCCAAGAAGUGUCCCUAGUGUAUUGAGUUAACAUGUUGUGUGUGUGCAUGACUGCGUUCAUUCGUAGGUUCCAGGUUGCUGUCUGCUGAUGGAGAUGGGCAGAUCAAGUGCUGGGCGAUGGCAGAUCACCUGGUGAACAGCUGGGAGAGUUCACUAGGGAGUGCAGAGGACGGAGACCCCAUCAUAGCUCUGUCCUGGCUGCACAAUGGAGUCAAGCUGGCUCUGCAUGUGGAGAUGGUAAUGGACCACCAGCCUGUUCUCAUAUUCACACAGUCUACCAGCUCUUCUCAACUGUCUGUGUGGACCUUAUGAUUUAUUACCUUGUCAGUAUAAGUUUAAAGCUCUUUUUUUAUUUUACAUUUGAGUCAUUUAGCAGACGCUGUUAUCGAGAGCGACUUACAGGAGCAACUAAGGUUACGUGCCUUGCUCAAGGGCACAUCAACAGAAUGUUAACCUAGUCGGCUCAGGGAUUCGAACCAGCAACCUUUCGGUUACUGGCCCAACGCUCUUAACCUCUAGUCUAGGCUACCUCUUGAGAUAUGAGAUAUGCUGUACACUGGCUGUGGAGCACUGCACAUAACAGCAUUUAACAACCAUAAAACAAUAUAUACUGGGACAUAGAACUGUCAUUUGCCACUUAGUUCAUUGAAAUAUGCCACACCCCACUCUCUCUCUACCUCCUCCAAUCUUCCUCCCCCAGUCGGGCUCCACCAACUUCGGUGAGAAGUUCUCGCGGGUCAAGUUCUCGCCGUCGCUCACGCUGUUCGGGGGUAAGCCCAUGGAGGGCUGGCUGGCAGUGACUGUGAGCGGCCUGGUCACCGUGUCCCUGCUGAAGCCCAACGGUCAGCUGCUCACAGCCAGCGAGAGCCUGUGUCGCCUGAGGGGCCGCGUGGCCCUGGCUGACAUCGCCUUCACCGGCGGGGGUAAUAUUGUGGUGGCGGCCACGGAUGGCAGCAGCUCAUCACCUGUGCAGUUCUACAAGGUAGGUAUUAGCUAGCGAUGAUAUUACACAAUUAUAUUUGUUAUUCUUAUUGUUACUGGCUAACACCAGAAUGCAAAUGCUUUUUAUUUUCUUGUAAAGAGGGUUUACCGUCCGAUAAUAUGAAGUUUUACUCCAACAUCAGUUAUUAAGUACUGCUAGUAUCGCAAUAAUAUUAUCACUGACUUGUCGUGAUGUACAAUGUCCAUUGUCGUCCCAACUCUACAUCAAGGUGUGCGUGAGCGUGGUCAACGAGAAGUGUCGCAUCGACACUGAGCUGCUGCCCUCGCUCUUCAUGCGCUGCACCAUGGACCCGGUCAGGAGGGACAAGUACCCGGCUGUCACACACCUCAAGUUCCUCACCAGGGAGAACUCUGAGCAGGUGAGAGACACACACUGUGAACACGUUGCUUUCCAAGUGUCCUUUAUUCUGAAUUCUUUCCAGCUUUAUCACUUACCAGUAUGCCAAAUGUGCAUUCAAACAGUGUAGUGUAUAUGGGACUAAACCGCGAUAUGAAUACUCUUUUAGGUGCUGCUGUGUGCCUCCAGUCAGACGGGCAGCAUUGUAGAGUGCUGGUCAUUGCGGAAGGAAGGCCUCCCUGUCAAUAACAUAUUCCAACAUCGUUCACCAGUAGGUAAGGCAGAGAACGAUAAACCAAGGAAGAGCACACUCUAAACCCAAUUAUAAGUAUUAUUGUAUGUCACUAAUAGGGGGCAUUUCAAUAGUUUUUAAAGUUGUUUCCAAUUGUUGGCCACUUUAAAGAACCUUUUAGGCAUCCUCCAUUUUGUUUUCAGAUCAAUACAGUUAAAGGAAAGGAGACCAGUACAUGAUUCUACAAUUGAGAUGCCCCAUAAAGACACACCCCUUUCCCCUCUCCUUCCCCACAGUGGGCGAGAAACAGCCAAUGAUCCUGAAAUGGCGCAUCCUGUCGGCCACCAAUGACCUGGACCGCGUGUCGGCCGUGGCUCUGCCCAAGCUGCCCAUCUCCAUCUCCAACACUGACCUAAAGGUGGCGUCGGACACCAAGUUCUGCCCAGGCCUCGGUAUGUGCUGAUGCCAAAUAACCUGUCAUUGCCCCUCCACAUCUACUAUUGAGCACUUCAGGUGGCAGCAUACACCUUUACAGAAUGUUGGUUUGCAGCACUAUUAAACAUGCCAAAGAAGAAGUAGUUCUAUGCUCAAGAAACAUGGUAGGGAAGUGGUACCUACAUGGAUGUGUCCCACACAACAUAGUGGUAACAUGACACAUUGAUGCAUAAUGGCAGAGAAAGUGAUGAGUGGAAUGUCCCUGUCUGUCUGUGUGCUGUGUUGUCCCUGUCUGUGUGCUGUGUUGUCCCUGUCUGUGUGCUGUGUUGUCCCUGUCUGUGUGCUGUGUUGUCCCUGUCUGUGUGCUGUGUUGUCUGUGUGCUGUGUUGUCCCUGUCUGUGUGCUGUGUUGUCCCUGUCUGUGUGCUGUGUUGUCCCUGUCUGUGUGCUGUGUUGUCCCUGUCUGUGUGCUGUGUUGUCCCUGUCUGUGUGCUGUGUUGUCCCUGUCUGUGUGCUGUGUUGUCCCUGUCUGUGUGCUGUGUUGUCUGUGUGCUGUGUUGUCCCUGUCUGUGUGACGUGUUGUCCCUGUCUGUGUGACGUGUUGUCCCUGUCUGUGUGCUGCUGGGGUCCAUCUCAAUGCCUCCCUCUGGAGAUCAAUAAAUUGAAUUCAAUUGUUUGUGAUUCUGUGUGGUGGUCCCUCCCAGGCCUGGCCCUAGCCUUCCAUGAUGGCAGUAUCCAGAUCCUCCACCGGCUGUCCCUCCAAACCAUGGGCGUGUUCUACGGCUCCUCCUCGGGCUCCUCCCAGCGGCCCGGGGAUGAGCCGGCCAUCAAGCGGCAGCGCGCCGGCAGCCCAACCGUCCACUUCAAGGCCCUGCAGUUCUCCUGGACCUCACUGGCCCUGGCCGGAGUGGACAACCACGGCAAGGUGAGAGUGCAGCAAUGCGUUCAGAUCCGUUGACUGUGGAGUGACCUUAAAUGUCACACACAGUACGAUAUCAGCACGUCAUCACCCUUUUAUGAAGACGGUGAAAAGGCUACUCCGGAUUUGAUGUUGUAAAGCUUAGAUGGCUUACGUUUUUGAUAAAGGGAAACAUUUCUAAUUUUUUACCGUCAAUGUCCCUUGAAUACACACCCCAGCCAUUGGUGUUAAAUCUUACAGGAGUCUAUGAUCUGCAGGCAAUAACGUAUGAAAAAAGAAAAUGUUCCUCUCGUACAACAGCAAGCUGUCCAUGUCCUUAUUCAUGGUUUUUGAAUCCAUCCCGGGCCAUCCCUCAGAUAGGAACAAUAUUUGUAUCCAUAUUUUUACAUCUCUCUUUUGGCUCUUCUUCCCUCAGCUGCACAUGAUCCGCGUUUCUCCGUCCAUGGGCCUGAUGCUGGACAUGAACACACUGCUGCGCCACCUGCUGUUCCUACUGGAGUACUGCAUGGUGACUGGCUACGACUGGUGGGACGUGCUGCUCCAUGUGCAGCCGAGCAUGGUCCAUAACCUGGUGGAGAAGCUGCAUGAGGAGUACAUGAGACAGAACCAAGCCCUGCAGCAGGUAUGUGGACCAUGAGGAGACAGAUCCAAGCCCUGCAGCAGGUAGGUGGACCAUGAGGAGACAGAACCAAGCCCUGCAGCAGGUAGGUGGACCAUGAGGAGACAGAACCAAGCCCUGCAGCAGGUAGGUGGACCAUGAGGAGACAGAACCAAGCCCUGCAGCAGGUAUGUGGACCAUGAGGAGACAGAACCAAGCCCUGCAGCAGGUAUGUGGACCAUGAGGAGACAGAACCAAGCCCUGCAGCAGGUAGGUGGACCAUGAGGAGACAGAACCAAGCCCUGCAGCAGGUAGGUGGACCAGGGUCGUGUUCAGUAGGGCACAACAUAGCAAAAAUGUUUUGCAACAGGAAAUUGAAUUAUACAGUAUGUUCUUAUUGGACAAAUUCGGGUAGUACUUGUCAUUUCAAUACACAACCCAGGGAUCCCCGCUGCAUGGCAUUCGGUCAGACAGACUAAAAUCUGUUGAUAACAAAUUUGUGACAAUGGAUGGAGGUGUUUUUGUUUAUUUGUUUUUCUAAUAUCCAGUGUCUGUGUUUGGUAGGUGCUCUCGACACGUAUCGUGGCGGUUAAGGCCUCCCUCUGUAAGCUGUCGUCGGCCACGGCAGCGCGAGCCUGCGACUUCCACGCCAAGCUCCUCCUCAUCGCCAUUAGCUCCACCCUGAAGUCCCUGCUAAGGCCCCACGUCCUCAACACUCCAGACAAGAGCCCCGGGGACAGGCUGGCAGAGAUAUGCGCCAAAAACACUGACACUGGUAGGAGGACUAGCAUCACUACCAUUUAUACUUGUAUAAUCAAUGAAUAGACGGAUCCCACUUCUGACACCAAUUUCACUUAAAGUGAGGCUGGAAAAAGGAAUUCUUGUCAGUUUGAACUGAAUGGGAUUUGUACAUGGUGGCCUAUUAUUGUUGAACAGACUCUAGGCGAAGGCUGCCUUAUUUGCCCCCCUAUCAGCUUGCUAGUAUCUACAGUGUGUGUCGUUUUAUUUCAAGACUUCAGUGAUUCUGGUGAAGAUUGACCCCCCCCCCUCCUCCGUAGAUAUCGAUAAGGUGAUGAUCAACCUGAAGACAGAGGAGUUUGUGUUAGACGGCCCCCCGCUCCAGUCUCUGCAGCAGCUCAUCCAAUGGGUGGGAGACUUUGUGCUGUACCUGAUGGCCAACCUGCCCAAUCAGGUGGGUUCCCAGUACACCACACAUUUUGUUUUUGUAGAUUCACUCGUACAUUUUUAUGAAUAGAGCUACCAAUGUAGGCCUUUCACAACGAGCUACCAAUGUAGGCUUCACAACGAGCUGAAAAAGGGUGCGUUGUUGCUCCAGAAAAACUUUUACACAAGAUAUGAUAUUAAAAGAAUGUAAUGUUCAAUCAAAUGUAGGGCUGGUGCUAGUAUAGAGUGUGUCCAUAUUAAUCUGUCUGUCCUUCAGUGCUGUCUACCUCUGUAUUAACCUGUGUCCUCUCUCAGGGCUCCAUCGUGCGUCCAGGCUUUGGGUUCCUGCGCGACGGUUGGUCCCUGGGUAUGCUGCGGGAGAUGAUGGUGAUGAUCCGCAUCUGGGGCCUGCUGAAGCCUGGCUGCCUGCCCAUCUACACAGCCACCUCGGACAACCAGGACAGCAUGUCGCUGCUCUUCCGCCUGCUCACCAAGCUCUGGCUCUGCUGUAAGGAUGAGGAGAACGUGUAGCUGUGGACUAUAUAUUAUGUGUCUGUGGGUAUGUGGGGUUAAAUGUGCCAGAGAUACCUUAGGUUAUAACAGUGUCGUCUGUCUGUAUAUCAGUCUACUCAGUCCAUUCUGCUGUGUCUCUUUAGACCUUAUAUCAAUCUAUGUACGUGUUCCUAUGUGUACCUGGCUUUCACCCACAUAUCCCCCUCCCAAUCCCCCUACCAGCUCGGGAUGAGGGCCACCCCCAGGAGCCAGAUGAGCCGCUGAUAGACGAGUGCUGCCUGCUGCCCAGCCAGCUGCUGGUGCCCAGCAUGGACUGGCUGCCCGUCAACGACGGCAUCAUCUGCAAGCUACAGGGCAAGCACCCGCUGCGGCUUCAGUUUGGCAAACCUUACAGCCUGCCAGGUCUCAACUCCACAGCCCAGGUGGAGGUCUUCUCCAGGUAAGAGUGAGGCCUCAGGAGAGGGCUAGCUGGUAUUCAGGGGAAAGGUUGUCUACCACCUGGUAGGCUCUUUAGGGUUAGAAUUAGGUGUAGUGCUCUUGGCCGUGGCAGUGAACUACAUUUGGCCCACAUGGCACACAGUUGUCCUUUUGACAAUGUUUGUGGUAAAUGUGCUUCUUCUUAAUAUUGCUAAUAUUUCAGUCAAAGCUCAGGUGAAGCCUUCCUGACAGAUGCCAUUGGUCAAUAUAUUAAUUGUGCGUGUCUAGGAGCCCGGGGGUCCAGAGGAUGGAUAAUCUACGUUGUCUCUACAUGGGUGUCUGCCCCACAGAGGACAGCAAAGCCUGUACCAGGUCAGAACCCAUACCACUUCCUCUAUCACCUACUCCCCAACACUUUUCCUUCAUUUUUAUAUCAUUCUACCGUUUUUUUCCCGGUCUUGCUUUUUCAGUCUGACCAUGCCUGUGUUGACAUUCACUCUCUCUUUGCCUACCUUUCUUUUGGUGUCUUUCCACCUUCUUUAUUUUGCUCUCUUUCUCUUCCUCUCUUCCUCUCUCUCUCCAUCUCUCUCUUCCUCUCUCUCUCCAUCUCAGGUGUGGCUGUGUGACUAUGCUCCGCUCGCCCAACAAGACCAACGCCAUGAAGCAGUGGGAGCAGCGCUGGAUCAAGAACUGCCUUUGCGGAGGCCUCUGGAGAAGGAUCCCCUCCACACUGUCAUGAGAUCUGUCAACGGAGACCACUAUCAACGCAAACCCUGAUCUCAGGUCAGCCUUUGGACAGUAGCCUGCAUGACGCUGCUGCCUCUUAGCAGAUAUCUUUGGAGGACAAGUACUGGAUAUCCAUACGGUUGUGUUUCAAAGAUGGCUAUUUGGAGAGGCUGUGAUCAUGGCGUCAUUGUUUUCUACCUGUAAAUAGGAACCAUGUGUUUUUUUAUGUCUCUUUUUAUAUUCAAACCCGUGUCAAGAAAAUAAAGUUUAUUUGGGGACCUUAUGGUUGAGAGGUGUGGCUUUUCUGUUCGACUCCUAUUUGAGAUCUGGAUGCUUUUGCUCAUAUUUUCAUGUAAAUAUUGCAUUGAUGUCAAUGGGAGAUGUGCGCAAUAAUGAGCGUUUGGCUCUUGGUGGAUGAUUUGUGUGUUAGAUGUAGUUAGAAUGUAGCGCCACUGGGUGGCUCUAGACGUCUUGUGCAUAGAGCCUAAUCUGGUUUUAGUCUUGUCAUGUGCACCAGGGAUUAGACGAAGGAACUAGUAAUGAGAAGGAUUAAUUUAAGAUGGGUUUUAUAUCAAAAUGAUGGGUUUACGUCACACUCCACGAAGAGGUUCCAUUUAAUAAAAAAGCAGAGAUGUUCCAAAUGCAAAUUAUUUUGGUCAUCAAAAAGAAAGGAGGACCAAGGCACUCUUCAUAUAAUUCAUUAAAAUGUAUUUAUUUGUAUGGCAUGUUCACUGGAAACAAAGAUUAAAAACUCUGACGCUUAUCGGCUGCAUGGCCUUCGUCAGGGAGUACAAAGAUAUGAUAAUACAAUGUCCUCUUUUGAACAGCUUUUUCCAAUCAACCCUGAUUUGAAGAGGGAGUGGUUACAGAAUUCAUUGGACAACACCUAUUAAGCAAUACUAUACACAUUAAAAAGUGAAAUACUGUAGAUAUGUUAUCAAAAUGCUUCACAAGGCUAGAAGCAUCAGAACCCCUAAAAAGGUAGUUCUAACCUUGAAUAUAAUAAUAAUAUGCCAUUUAGCAGACGCUUUUAUCCAAAGCGACUUACAGUCAUGCGUGCAUACAUGUUUUGUUUUUUUGUGUAUGGGUGGUCCCGGGGAUCGAACCCACUACCUUGGCGUUACAAGCGCCGUGCUCUACCAGCUGAGCUACAGAGGACCACAAUCAACCCUGGGCAAAGUGUUAAGAAUAGGAGAGCCAUCUAUUUUAUAGUACACAAGAACACAGCAAAAAUGUCUGAUGAUUGUGUAAGGGUCUUGUCUAAAGGACUGUCGUUUGCCCCCACAUACUCAACUAAUGAAUUCAAUACAGAGAUCGACCUAUUUCGUUUCUACAGGAAUCUACAUCUGAAGGCCUGGCACAAUAAAAACAUCUCUCCAACUACAGACACCAGUGUUUCAGGUCAGGCAGUUCUGUGCCCUUAAAAACACCUUUUAAGCCCAACUCAACCUUUUGUCCCAUUGUCCAGAAUGCCACACUAAAUACAUUUGCAAAGAAGGUGAAUUUUGAUGUGGAGAAUCUGUUAAGGGUCAAAUUUACUCUAACCAAACAUGAUGUAACCUUUCUAAGACAGAGAGGGAUGCAGUUGAAUCAUUGUCCAAAAAUGGAUGGAUUGUGGUUAAAAAAGCAGACAAAGGUGGGGCUACAGUAGUGUGGAGUAAAGACAAAUAUGUGACAGAAGCCUAUCGUCAAUUAGACAAUGAUGAAUUCUACCAAUAUCUUACCUUCAACCCUACAGAGGACCUAAAAACUGAAUUGAAAGGGAUCCUCACAGAAGCUAAGGAGAACGGCUACAUUUCAGACAAUGAGUUGAAAUGUAUUUUCAAUGUCAGUGCGGCUUCUUUUUAUCUUCUUCCAAAAGUCCACAAGAAUCUUGAAAACCCCCCAGGUAGACCAGUCAUUAGUGCUAAUGAAGGUCUGACAGAACCCAUCUCCAAGUACAUUGAUUACUUUCUUAAGCCUUUUCUGCCGUCACUCCCAGCCUAUCUUUAAGAUACCACAGAUAUGUUGAACAAAAUUAAGAAAUUGAACAAUAUAGGUACAGCUUCCUUUUUAGUCACCAUGGAUGUGUAGUCUCUAUACACCACCAUUGAACAUGAUCAAGGAUUGGCAGCUAUGCACUGUUUCUUGAGUACCCGGUCUGAGACCGAUGCCUCCCACAGAAUUCAUUGUCUCACUGACUGAAUGGACUCUUAUUAAUAACAUCUUUCAGGACCGUAUUUUUAAACAAGUCAAAGGAUGUGCCAUGGGAGCUCGCUACAGCCCUUCCUAUGCUGGUUUGUACUUAGGUAAGGUGCCUUGCAAAAGUAUUCAUCCCCAUUGUCGUUUUUCCUAUUUUGUUGCAUUACAACCUGUAAUUGAAAUUGAUUUUUUUUUGGAUUUCAUGUAAUAGACAUACACAAAAUAGUCAAAAUUGGUGAAGUGAAAUGAAAAAAAUAACUUGUUUCAAAAAAUUCUAAAAAAUAAGUAACGGAAAAGUGGUGCGUGCAUAUGUAUUCACCCCAUUUGCAAUGAAGCCCCUAAAAAAGAUCUGGUUCAACCAAUUACUACCUUCAGAAGUCACAUAAUUAGUUAAAUAAAGUCCACCUGUGUGCAAUCUAAGUCUCACAUGAUCUCAGUAUAUAUACAUCUGUUCUUAAAGGCCCCAGAGUCUGCAACACCACUAAGCAAGGGGCACCACCAAGCAAGCGGCACCAUCAAGACCAAGGAGCUCUCCAAACAGGUCAGGGACAAAGUUGUGGAGAAGUAAAGAUCAGGGUUGGGUUAUAAAAAAAUAUCAGAAACUUUGAACAUCCCACGGAGCACCAUUAAAUCCAUUAUUAAAAAAUGGAAAGAAUAUGGCACCACAACAAACCUGCCAAGAGAGGGCCGCCCACCAAAACUCACGAACCAGGCAAGGAGGGCAUUAAUCAGAGAGGCAACAAAGAGACCAAAGAUAACCCUGAAGGAGCUGCAAUGCUCCACAGAGGAGAUUGGAGUAUCUGUCCAUAGGACCACUUUAAGCCGCACACUCCACAGAGCUGGGCUUUACGGAAGAGUGGGCAGAAAAAAGCCAUUACUUAAAGAAAGCAAUUGCCAAAAGGCAUGUGGGAGACUCCCCAAACAUAUGGAAGAAGGUGCUCUGGUCAGUUGAGACUAAAAUUGAGCUUUUUGGCCAUCAAGGAAAACGCUAUGUCUGGCGCAAAACCAACACCUCUCAUCACCACGAGAACACCAUCCCCACAGUGAAGCAUGGUGGCGGCAGCAUCAUGCUGUGGGGAUGUUUUUCAUCGGCAGGGACUGGGAAACUGGUCAGAACUGAAGGAAUGAUGGGUGGCGCUAAAUACAGGGAAAUUCUUGAGGGAAACCUGUUUCAGUCUUUCAGAGAUUUGAGACUGGGAUGGAGGUUCACCUUCCAGCUGGACAAUGACCCUAAGCAUACUGCUAAAGCAACACUUGUGUGUUUUAAGGGGAAACAUUUAAAUAUCUUGGAAUGGCCUAGUCAAAGCCCAGACCUCAAUCCAAUUGAGAAUCUGUGGUAUGACUUAAAGAUUGCUGUACACAAGCGGAACCCAUUCAAUUUGAAGGAGCUGGAGCAGUUUUGCCUUGAAGAAUGGGCAAAAAUCCCAGUGGCUAGAUGUGCCAAGCUUAUAGAGACAUACCCCAAGAGACUUGCAGCUGUAAUUGCUGCAAAAUGUGGCUCUACAAAGUAUUGACUUUGGGGGGGGGUGAAUAGUUAUGCAUGCUCAAGUUUUCUGUUUUUUUGUCUUAUUUCAUGUUUGUUUCACAAUAAAAAAUAUUUUGCAUCUUCAAAGUGGUAGGCAUGUUGUGUAAAUCAAAUUAUACAAACCCUCAAAACAUCAAUUUUAAUUCCAGGUUGUAAGGCAACAAAAUAGGAAAAAUGCCAAGGGGGGUGAAUACUUUCGCAAGCCACUGUAAAUGGCAAAAUGACUUCAUUUUGGAUCCUUCUAAAAAACAGUUAUUUGACUCGAUUAUAUGGUGGGGACACUAUAUUGAUGAUGUUUGCCUGUUCUGGUCUGGCUCAGAAGAUGAACUUAUUUGCUCCCACCAAGACCUUAACAGCAUUAACCCUAACAUCAAACUAACUAUGGAGUACAGCAAGGAUAACAUUCAUUUUCUGGACCAUUUUUGGAUCAGUAAAAAUGACAAAGGCUGUUUGCACACAUCAAUCUUUAGGAAGCCUACAGAUGGGAACAUCAUUCUGAGGGCAGACAUCUUCCACCCCAAAAGGCUAAAAGAGAACAUUCCAUACGGCCAAUUCCAAAGAGCCCGCAGAAUUUGCGAUCAGGAAACAGACUACAGUGUCAAAUCGGGGCUACAGCGCUCAGGUCCUGAAAGAUGCAGGUAUAAAGGCCGGACGACUUGUCAGAGAGAACUUGGUGCGAAGGGGAGCGCCUUGCGAUGCACCAGAGAGAGUGUACUUUGUUACAAAAUACAACACUGAAGCAGAGAACAUUAAAAUAAUCAUUAAAAAGAAUUGGGGAAUCAUCCAAAGUAAGACGCUACUAUGCCAAGUCUUUCCUGAGCCACCAGUCAUAAGCUUUAAGAGAUGUCCUACCCUAAAUGACAAAUUAGUCCACAGCUAUCUUCCUGGUGACUAUCAAAAAAUGUGUCUAGACCACAAAAACAUGGGCUCUUUUAAAUGCAACCAGUGCAACUAUUGCAGAAAUAUUGCACAGAAAAAGUAUUUGUUGACAUAGCUUCUAAAAUUGAGUAUUAAGUCAAGCAUUUAAUUAACUGCAAAACCACUCAUGUCUUCUACAGAUUGGAAUGUCCACAGUGCAAGGUGUUCUACAUUGGACGGACAAAGAGAUGCCUUCAAGACCGCUUAGCGGAGCACAAGUAUGCCAUAUGGGUAGGCAAUGAAGACUACCCCAUGGCAAGGCACUACAAGUCCUUACACCAUGGUAACCCUGCCUCCCUACAAGCUAUGGGUAUUGAUGUUCCGGCCUCAAUUAGAAAAGGGGAUCGUCUUAAACAGCUAAACCAAAGGGAACGUUUUUGGAUUUACAAACUACAGGCCACUAAGUACCCUGGUUGAAAUGAAGAUAUGGAUUUUUCACCUUUCCUGUAGGCUCAUGAGAGGUCUCUUUGCUGUCAUCUAGUGGACAUUUUGCUCCAUUGCCCUCAGCUAUGUUUAGACGGUUGUGGUCAAUGUUUACUGUGUCCUUGUGUAUUAUAAAAUAGAUGGCUCUCCUAUUCUUAACACUUUGCCCAGUCAUAUUCAAGGUUAGAACUACCUUUUUAGGGGUUCUGAUGCUUCUAGCUUUGAGAUGCAUUUUUUACAACAUAUCUACAAUAUUUCACUUUUUAAUGUGUAUAGUAUUGCUUACUAGGUGUUGUCCAAUGAAUUCUGUAACCACUCCCUCUUCAAAUCAGGGUUGAUUGGAAAAAGCUGUUCAAAAGAGGACAUUGUAUUAUCAUAUCUUUGUACUCCCUGACGAAGGCCAUGCAGCCGAUACGCGUCAGAGUUUUUAAUCUUUGUUUCCAGUGAACAUGCCAUACAAAUAAAUACAUUUUAAUGAAUUAUAUGAAGAGUGCCUUGGUCCUCCUUUCUUUUUGAUGACCAAUUUACCCAUUUUACCAAAGAGCACCUUCUGUCUACCAGAAUCUACUAUUGUGUACCUGAGCAGCACCUUCUGUCUACCAGAAUCUACUAUUGUGUCCCUGAGCAGCACCUUCUGUCUACCAGAAUCUACUAUUGUGUCCCUGAGCAGCACCUUCUGUCUACCAGAAUCUACUAGUAUGUCCCUGAGCAGCACCUUCUGUCUACCAGAAUCUAUUAUUGUGUCCCUGAGCAGCAGCUUCUGUCUACCAGAAUCUACUAUUGUGUCCCUGAGCAGCACCUUCUGUCUACCAGAAUCUACUAUUAUGUCCCUGAGCAGCACCUUCUGUCUACCAGAAUCGACUAUUGUGUCCCUGAGCAGCAGCUUCUGUCUACCAGAAUCUACUAUUGUGUCCCUGAGCAGCACCUUCUGUCUACCAGAAUCUACUAUUAUGUCCCUGAGCAGCACCUUUUGUCUACCAGAAUUGACUAUUGUGUCCCUGAGCAGCACCUUCUGUCUACCAGAAUCUACUAUUGUGUCCCUGAGCAGCACCUUCUGUCUACCAGAAUCUACUAUUGUGUACCUGAGCAGCACCUUCUGUCUAGCAGAAUCUACUAUUGUGUCCCUGAGCAGCGCUUCCCUUCCUUCUUUUUUUCUACAGUCAUAUCUCAGUCAUUGAAAUAGCGGGAGUGAAAUUGACUGUCUAGUCUGGCCGUCCUCGAACGAUAGUCUAGCCAAAACUGGGUGAAGUGUCAGUAUUUAUUUAAUUUACCACAAGAUUCGAUUUCAAGGCAUGGUUUUUUACUUUAAUCUAUAUCAUUUUAUGUCCGUCUCCAAUCCUGUAUCCUCCCUGAGGCAACCAAGACAAGUGACAUUAGAUUGAUGUAGCCAGGAAUGUCUCAGUCAACCAAUUCUACCAGAGAGAAUCGUCUGUUUCUUUCCCAAGAGUAUAAAGGCAAAGCAAUUAGCACUCAAAUCAAUAUUUCCUUGAAAUCACUGUAUUACAUAAUAUAAGCAGAUCAGCUUGGUUCACCCCAUAAAACUAGAAAGAUAUUAGACGACCUCUCCUCUCCUUUCAGCCACCAAUAAAGCACCUCCUACUGUUGGCACACUGCCCACUUCAGCUAAACCCCUUCAGAUGAAUUCUGUGCUUUCACUAUCUCUCUCUCUGUUGUGGUUGGCUGCUAGCCCUCACAGCGCCUGCACACGAUCUGGUCAUCUCAAUGUGGGCACCUUUCUAAUGUGAAACCAAAGGCCAUUUUAAAAGACAAAAUGAAAUUAUCUGUCUGUGUGCCGUGUAAGUACAUUUUACAUCUAGCCUAAAUGAGACUUGACAUCCUUCCACAACAGUAACCCAACAAAUAUCAAGCAAUAUUUAUCGUGUUGCACAAUAAAGUUUUAUUCUAUUUAGUUCUGUUAUACAGUGCAAUGGGAAAUUAUUCAGACACCUUUUUCCACAUUUUGUUACGUUACAGCCUUAUUCUAAAAUGUAUGUAAUUAUUUUUUUCCUCAUCAAUCUACAUACAAUACCCCAUAAUGACAAAGCGAAAAAAGGUUUUUAGAAAUGUUUGCAAAUUUAUUAAAAAUAAAAAACAGAAAUACCUUAUUUACAUAAGUAUUCAGACCCUUUGCUAUGAGACUCGAAAUUGAGCUCAGGUGCAUCCUGUUUCCUUUGAUCAUCCUUGAGAUGUUUCUACAACUUGAUUGGAGUCCACCUGUGGUAAAUUCCAUUGAUUGGACAUGUUUUGGAAAGGCACACACCUGUCUAUAUAAGGUCCCACAGUUGACAGUGAAUGUUAGAGCAAAAACCAAGCCAUGAGGUCGAAGUAAUUGUCCGUAGAGCUCCGAGACAGGAUUGUGUCGAGGCACAGAUCUGGGGAAGGGUGCCAAAACAAUUCUGCAGGAUUGAAUGUCCCCAAGAACACAGUGGCCUCCAUCAUUCUUAAAUGGACAAAGUUUGAAACAUCAAGACUCUUCCUAGAGCUGGCCGCCCAGCCAAACUGAGCAAUCGGGGGAGAAGGGCCUUGGUCAGGGAGGUGACCAAGAACACGAUGGUCACUCUGACAGAGCUCCUGAGUUCCUCUGUGGAGAUGGGAGAACCUUCCAGAAGGACAGCACUCCACCAAUCAGGACUUUAUGGUAGAGUGGCCAAGUGGAAGCCACUCCUCAGUAAAAGGCACAUGACAGCCUGCUUGGAGUUUGCCAAAAGGCACCUAAAGGACUCUCAGACCAUGAGAAACAAGAUUCUCUGGUCUGAUGAAACCAAGAUUGAACUCUUUGGCCUGAAUGCCAAGCGUCACGUCUGGAGGAAACCUGGCACCAUCCCUACGGUGAAGCAUGGUGGUGGCAGCAUCAUGCUGUGGGGAUGUUGUUCAGCGGCAGGGACUGGAAGACUAGUCAGGAUUGAGGGAAAGAUGAACGGAGCAAAGAACAGAGAGAUCCUUGAUGAAAACCUGCUCCAGAGCGCUCAGGACCUCAGACUGGGGUGAAGGUUCACCUUCCAACAGGACAACGACCGUACGCACACAGCCAAGACAAUGCAGGAGUGGUUUCGGGACAAGUCUCUGAAUGUUCUUGAGUGGCCCAGCCAGAACCCGGACUUGAACCCGAUCGAUAAUCUCUGGAGGGACCUGAAAACUGCUGUGCAGCGACGCUCCCCAUCUAACCUCACAGAGCUUGAGAGGAUCUGCAGAGAAGAAUUUGAGAAACUCCCCAAAUACAGGAGUGCCAAGCUUGUAGCGUCUUACCCAAGCAGAAUAGAGUCUGUGAUCGCUGCCAAAGGGGCUUCAACAAAGUACUGAGUAAAGGGUCUGAAUACUUAAGUAAAUGUGAUAUUUCCGUUUUUUUGUAUUUUUAUAAAUGAGUAAAAAUUUCUAAAACCUGUUUUUGCUUUGUCAUUAUGGGGUAUUGUGUGUAGAUUGAUGAGGGGAAAAAUAUUUCUUAUCAAUUUUAGAAUAAGGCUGUAACGUAACAACUUGUGGAAAAAGUCUGUACCCCACACAUACAAUUAUCUGGAACGUCCCUCAGUUGAGCAGUGAAUUUCAAACACAGAUUCAACCACAAAGACCAGGGAGGUUUUCCAAUGUCUCACAAGGAAGGGCACCUAUUGGUAGAUGGGUAAAAAAACACACAAAAAAACAGACAUUGAAUAUCCCUUUGAGCAUGGUGAAGUUAUUAAUUACACUUUGGAUGGUGUAUCAAUACACCCAGUCACUACAAAGAUACAGGCGUCCUUCCUAACUUAGUUGCCGGAGAGGAAGGAAACCGCUCAGGGAUUUCACCAUGAGGCCAAUGGUUACUUUAAAACAGCUACAGAGUUUAAUGGCUGUGAUAGGAGAAAACUGAGGAAGGAUCAACAACAUUGUAUUUACGCCACAACACUAACCUAAAUGACAGAUUGAAAAGAAGGAAGCCUGUACAUAAUACAAAUAUUCCAAAACAUGCAUCCUGUUUGCAAUAAGGCACUAAAGUAAAACUGCAAAAAAUGUGGCAAAGAAAUAAACUUUCUGUCAUGAAUACAAAGCGUUACGUUUGGGGUAAAUCCAAUACAACACAUCACUGCGUACCACUUUUCAUAUUUUCAAGCAUGGUGGUGGCUGCAUCAUGUUAUGGGUAUGCUUGUCAUCGGCAAGGAAUAGAGAGUUUUUUUUUGGAUAAAAAUUAACUUGAUAGAGCUAAGCACAGGCAGAAUCCUAGAGGAAAAUCUGGUUCAGUCUGCUUUCCAACAGACACUGGGAGACAAAUUCACCUUUUAGCAGGACAAUGACCUAAAACACAAGGCCAAAUAUACACUGGAGUUGCUUACCAAGACGACAUGAGGGGCCAAGUUAGAGUUUUGACUUAAAUCGGCUUGAAAAUCUAUGGCAAGACUUGAAAAUGGCUGCCUAGCAAUUAACAACAACCAACUUGACAGAGCUUGAAGAAUGUUUAAAAUAAUAAUGUGCAAAUAUUGCACAAUCCAGAUGUGCAAAGAUCUUAGAGUCUUACCCAGAAAUACUUGCAGCUCUAAUCGCUGCCAAAGGUGAUUUUCAAUUAAUUAGCAAACAUUUCUAAGAACAUGUUUUCACUUUGUCAUUAUGGGGUAUUGUGUAGAUGGGUAAAAAAAAUAAUAAUAUUUAAUCCAUUUUGAAUUCAGGCUGUAACAACAAAUUGUGGAAUAAGUCAAGGGGUAUGAAUACUUUCUGAAGGCUCUGUAUGCCUCUUAGAGAAAUGAAUGACCGGAGUGAUCUAGUUAGAGCUAACAUUAGGGAUAAUUGGGUGUCUGGUAUUAGGCCUAGGUGGUAUAAAGACUAGAUAAAUUCGUAUCUGCUGUAGAUUGUAGCCAUCUGAUUUUCAGGGUUAAAUUGGUAUCAUGGGCCCUACAGCAGGGUGCAACAUUACAGAAUGUUCAGUGAGAUACUGUAUGUAUUCUGUAGAACAGAUAUGAAGCUUUCAUGUUGUAGAGUAGGAAAUUGGGUCAACUCAAUUCAUGUUAUUUUUAUUUGCAGCAUUCUGAACGUUUGAAUAUGAAUUUCUUGUAUAGGGCUUUUUUCAGCGUUACAUCGAAGUAUGGAAUCGAACAGGUAUGAAACAUGGUUAUCUGACAUCUGGUGACAAGCCUCUCCAUACAGUUUUGCCUCAGUCUGAACAGCUGUGAGGUAAUAUCCUUUACGACAACUACUCUGCUCUAUGUACUGAAAAGACCCAGCACAGAAUGGGCUUUGACUUCCAUUCCACUAGCCUAAGGGGAUCCACUCAUCCCAUUUGACAGUUACUCUCAGCUUCCGUAAAAUACACUAUCAAAGAGCAUUAAUCGAGAGCUACAGUAUCUUUCAUGUUAUCGCAGAUACUGACACAAAUGGUUUCAGACAGUUUCCUGGGGAAAGUGUAGUAAAGAUGGGUUAAACUGAACAGAUUUGAAAUAAUCUCGGUCUCCUAGCCUACACUGGUCAAGCCCCAUUGCAAAGGUUGUAGUAUGUUGUGUUAUGGUCGCAUCAUGAUUUUGUUUUAUACAGUAAAGAAGUGGAGAGUUUAGUCUCUGAUCAAUCAUCUGCAGACACCUCACACCCUUUCUCUUCCUUGAGCCCUACUCCCAACUCUUGUUCCAUGUUCUUCCUUCUUCCUUCAUUUUAGUCAGAUGUUCUGUUUUCGACUUUUGUUUCUUGUUUUCUCGUUUCUACAAUCGUAAAGCAACUUUGUGUCCUUGAAAACUGCUAUAUAAAUAUAUAAAUAUCAUGCAUUAUUAUUAUUAUUGUAAUUAUUAUUAUUAUCACUGACUAUGAGUUUUUCACACUUGCUACAUGUCCGUCGGGAAAGGGUCAGGGCAAUCUGGUUGCCUCAAUGACUCUUUCUCAAUUGUGAUUUAGCUCUCCUGGUGUGCUGGGUGGGCGGAGUUAGCAGUUUUGGAGCCAUUCCAUUUGUCCUAAAGUGCAUAUCCCGCCCACCUAGCACAAUGGGCGACCUGAAACUCAAGUCUUGAAUUGCUGUAAAUAUUAGUUGUAUAAAAGUGAUUUAAUUAGGCUUGAUUGAAGUGAAUGCUGGCGAGACUUGAGAGCACUUAUAGCAGAUAUGUCAGACUCGUUCCACGGAGGGCCGAGUGCCUGAGGGUUUUCGCUCCUCCCAUGUACUUGAUUGAUGAAUUAAGGUCACUGAUUAGUGAGGAACUCCCCUCACCUGAUUGUCUAGAUCUUAAUUGAAAGGAAAAACCAAAAACCAGCAGAAACUCGGCCCUCCAUGGAAUGAGUUUGACACCACGACUUAUAGGUUCUGGGUGGGAAGGCUCUUAACCAGCCCUUCUGUGGCUGUUUUAUCCCAACUCUCUUAGAUCGCUUCCUUUCCUUGUCUCCUUUCCUUUGUGACCUCUACUAGGGAAACGGACUGGGAAUGGUGUUGUAAUAGGCCUACACAACAUUUUAAUAAAAAUUGAAAACUCCUACAUUCCUCCCUUUUUAGUUCUCUCUUUCAGUCCUUUCAGAUCAGCAGUCAAGGAAAGGAAACAAGGAGACUGAAUUUCCUCUUGGGACGUAGCCAUGCCUCCUGUUGGUCUCCCAGUGCCAGGGGUCCCCUGAAAGCUCAGUGAAGAGGAGAGACCAACAGAACAGACUGAUUCCGCUGACUGAGCAGAGCAGAGCAGCCGCUGGUGCAGGCAGGCAGUGGUGGCUGGUGAGUCGUCGA